Messenger RNA from Lingula anatina, 731 nucleotides. Its product is annotated as prostaglandin reductase 1. NCBI's taxonomy places the organism in Eukaryota, Metazoa, Brachiopoda, Lingulata, Lingulida, Lingulidae. Gene Ontology annotation, biological process: prostaglandin metabolic process. The record is from RefSeq and is a predicted model, not a curated record. Gene Ontology annotation, molecular function: 15-oxoprostaglandin 13-reductase [NAD(P)+] activity; 2-alkenal reductase [NAD(P)H] activity. Gene Ontology annotation, cellular component: cytoplasm.
AGUAUUAUUGUGACACACUGGCCGGAACACAACCCAGCUUUAUCACAUACCGAUAACCUACAUUUGUCAGUUAACCAUCGCUGUUACAGGUGUAACACUGAAACAUGCCUGUGAAAGCAAAGAAAUGGAUCUUGGCACACCAAUUCGAUGGAGUGCCCAAAGAUUCUGAUCUCGAACUCGUCGAGGAGGAGUUGCCAGAGCUUCAAGAUGGACAAAUUCUGAUAGAAGCUCAAGCACUAAGCGUGGACCCAUAUAUGAGGGUUUACGUACGGUCAGCAUUGAAGGAAGGGGACACCAUGAUAGGCUCCCAAGUUGGGAAGGUGAUAGAGAGCAAGAGCCCAAAGCAUCCGGUGGGAAUGAUGCUCGUUGGGAAUGUUGGAUGGAGGACGCACGCCAUCGUUGAUGUUGGUCAGGGGGUCGGUGGUAUGCCCACAGUUAUGCCUGCUACUCCAGUCCCUGGUCUCCCAGUGUCAGUUAACCUGGGUGUCCUCGGCAUGCCUGGUGCCACGGCAUACUUUGGUUUACUUGAGCUCUGUAAGCCCAAGGCGGGGGAGGUAGUGGUGGUCAGUGCGGCCGCAGGGGCAGUGGGCAGUUUGGUCGGACAGAUAGCCAAAAUUAAGGGUGUUAAGUUGGAUUUGACCUGCAAAGGAGGUCAAAGGUCGGGGUCAGAGGUCAAGGUUAUGUGCUUUGCUCUACAAAACUUCAGUUCACUCGACUCCAAACACAUCUAA